This is a messenger RNA of Rhineura floridana, 882 nucleotides long. It is a transcript of the gene LRRC38, whose product is annotated as leucine rich repeat containing 38. NCBI's taxonomy places the organism in Eukaryota, Metazoa, Chordata, Lepidosauria, Squamata, Rhineuridae. The record is from RefSeq and is a predicted model, not a curated record. Gene Ontology annotation, molecular function: potassium channel activator activity; transmembrane transporter binding; voltage-gated potassium channel activity. The transcript has 2 exons. Bases 1 to 882 code for a protein of 293 amino acids. Gene Ontology annotation, cellular component: voltage-gated potassium channel complex.
AUGAUGGUGCCAUGUCCCCUGGUCUGCUGCCUACCUCAUUUGCUCUUUCUCUGCCUGCUCUUCUUACCCUCAGGGCACCUCUGCCCUGCUCUCUGUAGCUGCACGGACUACCACACCGUUGACUGCCGAGCCCAAGGGCUUCUCCGGGUGCCCAUCCCGUUCCCCCUGGACGUGCGGAAACUUCUCAUCGGCGACAACAAUAUCCAGGUGAUCCCAGCCGACCUCUUCAUCUUCUACAGCGACCUGGUCUACGUGGACUUCAGGAACAACUCCAUCGUCACCCUCGAGGACGGCACUUUCAGCAGCUCCAGCAAGCUAGUGUACUUGGACUUGAGCUACAACAACUUGACUCAGCUGGACGCCGGCAUCUUCAAGUCGGCGCCGAAGUUGAUCAAGCUGAGCUUGGGGAACAAUAAAUUGGCCGAGGUGGACGAGGGUGCCUUUGAGAGCCUGGAGCAGCUCCAGGUUCUGGAGCUGAAUGACAACAACUUGCAGGCACUGAAUGUGGCCGCCUUUGAUGCUUUGCCCAACCUGCGGGCCGUCCGCUUGGAGGGCAACCCGUGGCUCUGCGAUUGUGACUUUGCCAGCCUUUUCAACUGGCUGGAGGAAAAUGCAUCCAAGCUCCAGAAAGGUCUCAACGAAAUCCAGUGUACUGUCCCCGUGGAGGACAUCACUGUCUUUCUCAGUGAAUUAUCAGAAGAAAGUUUUAGGGACUGCAAAUUUAAUUUGUCACUCACAGACCUUAUCAUCAUCAUCUUCUCUGGCGUCGCUGUCUCCAUUGCUGCCAUUGUGUCGAGCUUUAUUUUGGCACUGAUUGUGAACUGCUUCCAAAGAUGCGCACCCAGUAAAGACAAUGAGGAAGAUGAAGAUGGGGGAGACUGA